AUGUCCGAGUCGCUGCCCAAAGCGCUGCGCGAUCUCGCGAAACCAGCGCUCUGGAUACCGGCAAGCGUUGGGAACGCGGUAGAGGAAGUCGGCUAUGUGGCCAGAGCAAACGACUUGACGGAGAAGGAGUUCAUGAUGCUCGAAAAGACAAUGAGGCUACCGGCUCGCCUGGUACAGAGCUAUCCAACUUUCUCGAAUCCGCUCGUUCCAUUCCCCGUGGAGGAGCAAGCCUGCGCAGGGGCUGUGCAUCUCGAGCGCGAUCUCCGAGCGAUCGGUGAAAGGAUUGCAAAGCUACGUAUUCAGUAUACGACGGAGAAACAUCACAUGCCGCCUCUCCCCGUAGUCCAUACCUACUGGAAGACAUGCCGCAGUAUCCGCGACUGUUCGACAUGCAUGUACCACCGUAUCGAGGACCGUCAAGGUACCAUCGACCAGCUACUGCAAGCCAUGGGAGAUGCGGCGACUGGCGUGUUCCGGCACAUGCCAGACUGCAAAGAACGUGAUGCGGUUGGCGACUUCGGACGCAUUAAUACUUCAGGCACCGACCCUCUUCCUCGGCUGGCCAGUCAACGCAGCGAAUUCCAGAAAGUCACCUGGCUUGUUGAGGUUUUGGAGGACUGGGUGAAGAACUUGGAGAAGAAGCUCCGCAGGACUUGGAAGCGUAACGAUGAUCUGGAGGCCGAACGCGUCGAGGCUGAGGAGACAGGUCGACGAGAGGGAAUCGCCGCAGACAAUGAAGCACAUACGCGGCGGAACGACAUGGCCAGAGCCAAAAGAGGAGCAGAAGCCAAGAUAGCUUACACCUCCCAGUCGUCGGAAGAUAGUCACGGAGAAGACGAGCCGUUGGCAUUCAAGAGAAGGUAG
This is a messenger RNA of Ramularia collo-cygni, 864 nucleotides long. RefSeq lists its product as uncharacterized. The transcript has a single exon. NCBI's taxonomy places the organism in Eukaryota, Fungi, Ascomycota, Dothideomycetes, Mycosphaerellales, Mycosphaerellaceae. The coding region runs from base 1 to 864 and encodes 287 amino acids. The record is from RefSeq and is a predicted model, not a curated record.